GCAGGUAAAAAAAAGUGUGUAAAUAUUUGUAUAUAGUAGCAUUUUUGGAUCAAAACUGAUCUCUCUUGUAAACAAAGCAGCUUCUUCAAAAAGUGUGUAAAUAUUUGUAUAUAGUAGCAUUUUUGGAUCAAAACUGAUCUCUCUUGUAAACAAAGCAGCUUCUUCAAUGGCUAUUUAGAGUCAAAGUUGGACAAGAAGGGGAGGAGAUUUCUAGUUCUACCAACAAGAAAGCAACAACUAAUGAUCAAGAAGUUAAACCAAAUUAUGUAAUCGUCUUUAGGCGCGGCAGCGUUGGUGUUUAUCGAAAAUCAAAAGGAGUUGAAGAAAGCAAAUUGGGUAGCAAGAAGUUCAAGACAUUUACAUUUCUAUGUCGAAAAGAUGUGACAACUGCUUGCUUUUAUAGCACUCUUCAGCUGAAGAGACUUAGUAGCAUAAACAGAAGGCAGGCAAGGCAGCACUGGAUUCAAUCUAUGAAGAUCAUGAAGAAAGACGAUAUUGCAGGAGGUCUAGGAAUUAGUAGCACCAAGGCGGAUUCGGCGAAUGUAGGCAACAAGGUUUUACCGGUGACUGAUUCAACGUUAUCAACCUCAACGAGCACAAAUGAACAAUGUGGCACGUCAGAGAAGAAAGAAACGCUUAAAGGGGACAGAACCAAAACCCUGUCAAGAAUGAAGGAGCUUCUGAGAUGGGCUGCUGCUGCAAAAUCAGAAAAGGGUGGAAAAUACUUUGCUCGAAAGAUUAUGCAAUUUCGAAACCGGGCAACUCUGAAAGCGGUAGCAUAUGAUGAUCGACUAAGCAACGAUUUGCCGAAGAUCAGCUUCAGAUGGGAUUUGGAGAGCUGCUCCACCACAUCCUCUGCCUAUACAGCACUUUCAACAGCAUCUUCACUCAAGAAUGAUCAGAUCAUAAGCCUUCCAUCUUUGAAUUCGACAAAAUUUCAACACCUGGUUGACUUGGAGCUCAAGAAAGAGAACUGGAUCACCUCAGACUCAGAAUUUGUAGUGCUAGAGCUAUGAAAAUCAAAUCCAAGAAUCAUAUUCAUCCACGACCGAAUCGAUCAACUGCUUGGUGAUUGUAUCAUAAUUAUUGAUUAAAUUUUGUGAGAGAUUAAGGAUUGAAAAGACAAAUCAAGGCAAGGAAAAGGACCAACUGCUUAGUCUUCCAUGUAAAUACUAAUUCAGCAUAUACAAUUGGACCUCGAUCAUUUUUUUCUGUCACGCCCCAAAGUCUUUGUCACGUGUGCAGACAUCAAAUUUCGGUGAAAGCGAGAUUUUAAAUUGCACAAUUGUGUGGCCUCAAUUAUGUUGGUCUUGCAAACUCUUCCCCACAUGAGAUUGAGGAAGCUUAUUUCUCCAUAAACUUACUUGAUUUGAA
Molecule: messenger RNA, 1374 nt
Organism: Malus domestica (apple)
Lineage: Eukaryota; Viridiplantae; Streptophyta; Magnoliopsida; Rosales; Rosaceae
Source: RefSeq, a predicted model, not a curated record